Molecule: messenger RNA, 1965 nt
Organism: Anoplopoma fimbria (sablefish)
Lineage: Eukaryota; Metazoa; Chordata; Actinopteri; Perciformes; Anoplopomatidae
Gene: ccdc120b
Product: coiled-coil domain containing 120b
Exons: 9
Coding region: 34-1887 (617 amino acids)
Source: RefSeq, a predicted model, not a curated record
GCGAGAGUUGUAAAGUCCCCAGAAUUACAUCACAUGGAGGUCAAAGGUCAUCUGAUCACAUCCAUGGGUUUGGGGGCUCCUGAUGUUCAAGGCUGCCAGGACAGCAAGCUGCAGGCUGAGAGGGUUGCAGCUCUGCAAGAGAGGAAGCAAGCCCUGGAGGCUCUCCUCAACGCCAGAGUGGGAGAGCUCAAACAAGUCUGUCUGCAGGAAGCAGAGCUGACUGGGAAGUUGCCACAUGCCUUCCCCCUGGAGACGGGAGAGAAACCCCCGCCGGUGCAGCGCAGAGUUGGCCUGCUGCCCAAUGCCAAGGCAGAGGAUGAGGCGGCCCAGAGAAAGCAGAUGAAGGCCAUCUUCACUGGUGCUCUGUACCGACACUCAGAGUCAGACCGAAAUAUCCCAAAUAGCAAGAGGACGGUUCACCGGGGGUGUCACACAGAGGACACUGUCAUGUCAGAGAGUACAAGCUCCAUGUCAGAUUCAACAUCACAUGACAAUGAGUCUUCUCCCAGCGUGGUGGCUGACCAGCGCUCUCUGUCUCAGCCCCGGCUCACCGUGGGCAGCCCUGACCACAGGAUCAGCAGGAAGCUGUCGCCAGUCGAGAUUUACUACGAGAUGAGGACACGCCGCAACUCUGUCACAAGCUCUGUUAGCCCGGCUCACUCUUUACCGAGAAGUGCGUCUAACAUUGAAGGCAGAAGUGUUCCAGCUACUCCUCUGUUGGCCCGAACAGCUCCGAUCAGCGUUCACGUCAGGUCGGAUGCGUCGGGUGGUAAUGGUUUGAAGCAGUGGUCUGGUAGCCUGGAUGUGCCCUAUAUGAUUCCACUGGCCCAGGAGGGCUCCAACUCUGACCGCCGAGGCUGCCCUUACAGCUCCCGGGCCAGGCGCAGUAACAGCUCAGAGGCCCUGCUGGAUAGAUCGAGCCUCCCCGACGACCCUGCUCCCAGAAAUGGGAUGCCCCCCAGAGGAGGGCCCUACAAGAGCUCAGAGACACUGACUGAUGGCAAGCUGCGCCACAUCAACCUGGGCAGCCCCGAGAGGCACGCUGACGGCUCGGUGGACCAGGCCAAAAUGCGUCUGUCCAUGGGCGAAAGAGGGGCCGGCGGAGGCUACAAUGAGCUCCUGAUGGACUAUAUCUGGGGCAAACAGCAGCGGAUGCCAGUGCAGCACCACUUGUACCAGUCCACGGGCAGGAUCUGGCAGGACAUGCCCUCUCCUCGCUCCUCCACGGCGGCGGUGCCUCCCCAUGCCAACGGCUUCUCCCAUUCCCAGGUGAACCUCCCCAGCGCCGCACCUCCAUACAGCCCCAUGGUCCUCCGGGGGUCCCAAGCUGAGUUGCGCAGGGUCAAAGUCACCAGAACCAAAUCUUGUGGACCCUUUAUUCCCUUGCAGCAACAUCCCCAGGAUGCCAUCCUGCUCUCAGCGUACGAGUCUGCCCUCCCGGCCUCUGGCACCACCACGUCCUCCAUCCCCAACCUGCACCCGUACCAGACCGAGCUGUCUGGACCCUCGUUCAACCGCAGACCCCCACAGUUCUCUCUCCCGACCCCAGAGGACUCAACGCGAAGCUUGCAUAAAGCCCUGGCUCUGGAGGGACUGAGGGACUGGUACCUGAGGAAUGCCCUUGGCUAUCCUCCUGCUGCCUCUAAGGGCCACGAGGCAGGGAUCUCGCGCCUCUCACACCCCCACCCGCUGGUGCACCAGGCCCAGUCUGUUCAAGGGGAACCAGCCAACCUCCAAAGGUCUCAGAUACCCCAGUCAGCCAGCUUCCACGGUCACCCGCUGCAUGGAAGGUCGAUGGAGUUUUCUCUCUAUCAGGAGACUCCUCAACCACAGAUGCAAGAGGUGACCCCAAAGGAACCCAGUGCAGACCCAGGCACCCUAGUCUGAAGCAGCAGAACACACACACACACACACACACACACACACACACACACACACACACACACACACACACACACACACACA